Molecule: messenger RNA, 780 nt
Organism: Laccaria bicolor S238N-H82
Lineage: Eukaryota; Fungi; Basidiomycota; Agaricomycetes; Agaricales; Hydnangiaceae
Exons: 5
Coding region: 1-780 (259 amino acids)
Source: RefSeq, a predicted model, not a curated record
AUGCAAGCACCGAUCCCUGUAUCUCAGAACCCCAUUCACGAUCCACUAAAGCCAAGCACAAGGGUACCAGCAGGGCCUGGGUUGACGGGCGAAAAGGGUUACAGGGCCUAUCCGCCUGUCAACAUGGCGAUAGACCACGCUAUGUGCGAACUUCUUCCUCCCUAUAUAUAUCGACCUGAAUUUCUAACUUCUCUCCUCCACGCUCCGUCCAACCCUUGUAAGACGUUUUCGACAGAUUGGGAUCGGAAGACGGAGUCUGUCGACUUGGGCAAUGUCAUGGUCCCCGGAGAUAUCCUUCAAUUUGAGGGGAUGUACCUCGAGCGAAUGGCUCAGUCCAGUUCCACAUCGUUAACCUGGCGCUCCAUCAUAACCCGCCAAGAACACAUUCAAUUUUAUAUUGUAUACUGGAUUCUACAUACGCCGCGAUCUCCCGACGGUCGCCCCGCCUAUCAUCAAGGAGUGCCCGAUCUGUGGUGCAUCAUUAGGUUCUACUCACGGUCGUCGAUCAUCAAGUUUCCCCUUGAACUCCUGGCAUACCUUUGCGCUGUUUUUGGUUCAAUAGCAUGGGCGGCUUGUUUGGGCAUCUUUGUCUUACCUGGAGCACCUAUUUCCAGGUUCCUCUUGUCGAUUGGGAUUGGGGUGGUCUCAGAGGUGGCUACUUUGGUGGUGUGGAAUCAAUGGCUUGGAUACCCGAUCAAGGUGCCACUUCGCAGUGUUGUGCGACUUUGCACACAAGCGCAGUCCGCCUCGACAGUCGAGGUGUUCCCAAAAUCUGUCUAA